Molecule: messenger RNA, 2034 nt
Organism: Saimiri boliviensis boliviensis (Bolivian squirrel monkey)
Lineage: Eukaryota; Metazoa; Chordata; Mammalia; Primates; Cebidae
Source: RefSeq, a predicted model, not a curated record
GACUGUGGCUGAGUCACCUGACCAAGACCCUGGUGUUACAAUGGCGGCGCCCGUGCUGCGCUGGGGCUGCCGUGGAAGACGUUGGGCUUUAGCCUGCGUUGACGGCGGUUCUUGCUACCGAAGAGGGCCUCCGACUGGGUCCACAUGCGACAGGAUUAGGGGACAGAGCUCAGUGGCUCAGCAGCCCCUGCACACGGCCCAGAAGCCGAGGAAAGGUGAACACAAAUGGGCUGCUGUGGUAGGUUUGGAAAUUCAUGCCCAGAUUUCCUCCAACUCUAAACUCUUCUCUGGAUCUCAAGUUCGCUUUUCAGCACCUCCAAAUUCUUUGGUUUCUUUUUUUGAUGCAUCUCUACCUGGAACUUUGCCGGUUCUCAACAGGAGGUGUGUGGAAGCGGCGGUAAUGACAGGCCUGGCUCUGAACUGCCACAUAAACAAGAAGUCCUUGUUUGACAGGAAGCACUACUUCUAUGCAGACCUCCCUGCGGGCUACCAGAUUACACAGCAGAGGCUUCCAAUUGCUGUGAAUGGGAGCUUGACAUACGGCAUCUCUGCAGGGAAGGAGCGGGGUCAGGUGAUCCCCAAGACGGUGAGGGUCAAGCAGAUCCAGCUGGAGCAAGACAGUGGCAAAAGCCUCCACGAUGACCUGAGAUCUCAGACGCUCAUUGAUUUGAACAGGGCGGGAGUGGGCCUUCUGGAGGUGGUCCUGGAGCCCGACUUGUCCUGUGGAGAAGAGGCGGCAACAGCUGUCAGGGAGCUGCAGCUGAUCCUUCAGGCCCUGGGGACCAGCCAGGCGAACAUGGCAGAGGGCCAGUUGAGAGUGGAUGCCAAUAUAUCCGUGCAUCACCCUGGGCAGCCUUUGGGCGUUCGAACGGAAGUGAAGAAUCUCAACAGCAUCAGGUUCCUGGCCAAAGCCAUAGACUAUGAAAUUCAGAGGCAAAUCAGUGAACUUGAGAAUGGAGGUGAAAUUCUGAACGAAACGCGCUCAUUUCAUGAGAAGCUGGGGUGCACCGUGUCAAUGAGAGACAAAGAAGCAAAACAGGACUACAGGUUCAUGCCGGAACCUAACCUGCCUCCCCUCCUGCUCUACGACGCCACAUCUCUGCCCACAGGUGCAGACCCACAGCAAGUGAUCAACAUCGACCAGAUCCGGGAGACGCUCCCGGAGCUCCCCAGCGUGACCCGAGAGAGGCUUGUCCAACAGUAUGGGAUGCUGCCGGAACACAGCUUCACUUUGCUGAACGAAGUCGGCCUACUGGAGUUCUUCCAAAAUGUGAUAAAAGAAACUAGGGCAGAGCCAAAAAAGGUGACGAGUUGGGUCCUCAACAUUUUUCUGGGCUAUUUAAAGCAAGAGAACCUCGCUGUCAGUGAGAGUCCUGUCACACCCUCUGUGCUCGCUGAGCUUCUUGACCUGUUGGACAGCAGAACAAUUUCUUCAUCAGCAGCUAAACAGGUGUUUGAGGAACUGUGGAAGAGGGAAGGGAAGACUCCAGGGCAGAUUGUUUCAGAAAAGCAGCUUGAACUGAUGCAGGACCGCGGGGCACUGGAGCAGUUCUGCUACUCGGUGAUGAAGGACCAUCCUCAAGUGGUAAUGGAUGUGAAGAAGGGAAACUCCAGAGCUAUAAAUAAACUGAUUGGAUUGGUCAGGAAAGCAACACUAAACCGAGCAGAUCCAGCCAUGAUCAAGGAAAUCCUGGAGAAGCAGCUGUCAACGUGAGGUGUUUGGGGUCCCCAUGCCCACGGGAGAAGAGUGUAGCCUGACUGGGAGCAGGAGCCUGUGAAAGCUGAUGCCCGUGUGCCCCGAGAGCUGCAUCUCUCAAUCCCUGGCCUGAGCCACAGUGAUGGCUUUGUGUGUCACCAGUGUUCUUGCCCUCUGGGCCCUGUGCCAGGAGGUGCCUCCACAGCUGACCAGCAGCCACACCCACCUGCUUCAUCCACUUCAGGAGUGGCCCGUAAUGGCUGCAGCGGUGGUGAAGGAGUAACACCUUCUUGUGUUAAGGAAUCUUAAAGUAAAAACGUAUGUUAGAGAUACUGUUA